This is a messenger RNA of Coturnix japonica (Japanese quail), 3869 nucleotides long. RefSeq names its product YES proto-oncogene 1, Src family tyrosine kinase (gene YES1). The record is from RefSeq and is a predicted model, not a curated record. Gene Ontology annotation, molecular function: protein binding; ATP binding; protein tyrosine kinase activity. Gene Ontology annotation, biological process: protein phosphorylation. NCBI's taxonomy places the organism in Eukaryota, Metazoa, Chordata, Aves, Galliformes, Phasianidae.
UGCUCCUUUUCCCUCCUCCCUUCCCCUCCUCCCCCCCUUCCCUCCCCGGGUCGCCGCGGCUCCGGGAGGAGCGGGGGGGGCCCCGCUUCCUUUCCUCUCCCCCUCCUUCUCCCACCCGCGCCGGCGAGGACGGGCAGAAGCAACCAUGGGGUGCAUUAAAAGCAAAGAAGAUAAAGGUCCAGCCAUGAAAUACAGGACUGAUAACACUCCAGAACCUAUUAGUUCCCACGUCAGCCAUUACGGGUCAGACUCCAGCCAAGCAACACAGUCACCGGCAAUAAAGGGAUCAGCAGUUAAUUUUAACAGUCAUUCCAUGACUCCUUUUGGAGGGCCCUCAGGAAUGACACCCUUUGGAGGAGCAUCGUCUUCAUUUUCAGCUGUGCCAAGUCCAUAUCCUAGUACUUUAACAGGUGGUGUUACUGUAUUCGUGGCCUUAUAUGAUUAUGAAGCUAGAACUACAGAUGACCUUUCAUUUAAGAAAGGUGAACGGUUCCAGAUAAUAAACAACACGGAAGGCGACUGGUGGGAAGCAAGAUCCAUUGCUACAGGAAAAACAGGCUACAUCCCAAGCAAUUAUGUAGCUCCUGCAGACUCCAUUCAAGCGGAAGAGUGGUAUUUUGGUAAAAUGGGCAGAAAGGAUGCAGAAAGACUACUUUUAAAUCCUGGGAACCAGCGUGGUAUUUUCUUAGUAAGAGAGAGCGAAACCACUAAAGGUGCUUACUCCCUUUCCAUACGUGACUGGGAUGAGGUCAGAGGUGAUAAUGUGAAACACUACAAAAUCAGAAAACUUGACAAUGGUGGAUACUACAUCACAACCAGAGCACAAUUUGAAUCUCUACAGAAGCUGGUGAAGCACUACAGAGAGCAUGCUGAUGGACUGUGUCAUAAGCUAACAACUGUGUGUCCCACAGUGAAACCACAAACACAGGGACUAGCAAAAGAUGCCUGGGAAAUUCCUAGAGAGUCUUUGAGGCUGGAAGUUAAGUUGGGCCAAGGAUGUUUUGGUGAAGUAUGGAUGGGAACCUGGAAUGGAACCACAAAAGUAGCAAUCAAGACACUUAAACCUGGUACAAUGAUGCCCGAAGCUUUCCUUCAGGAGGCUCAGAUCAUGAAGAAAUUACGACAUGACAAGCUUGUUCCACUGUAUGCUGUUGUUUCUGAGGAACCAAUCUACAUAGUCACUGAAUUCAUGACAAAAGGCAGCUUACUAGACUUCCUGAAAGAAGGAGAAGGGAAGUUCUUAAAACUCCCACAGCUGGUGGACAUGGCUGCUCAGAUUGCUGAUGGCAUGGCUUACAUUGAAAGAAUGAACUACAUCCACAGGGAUCUCCGGGCAGCCAACAUUCUUGUAGGAGACAAUCUUGUAUGUAAAAUAGCAGACUUUGGUCUAGCAAGGUUAAUAGAGGACAAUGAAUACACUGCGAGGCAAGGAGCUAAGUUUCCAAUUAAAUGGACCGCUCCAGAAGCAGCGUUGUAUGGUCGGUUUACAAUCAAGUCAGACGUGUGGUCGUUUGGAAUUUUACUGACGGAGCUGGUAACAAAGGGGAGAGUGCCGUAUCCAGGAAUGGUGAAUCGGGAAGUUCUGGAACAAGUGGAACGUGGAUAUAGGAUGCCUUGCCCACAGGGCUGCCCGGAAUCUCUCCAUGAGUUAAUGAAACUAUGUUGGAAGAAGGACCCUGAUGAGAGACCAACAUUUGAAUAUAUACAGUCUUUCCUGGAGGACUACUUUACUGCUACAGAACCACAGUACCAGCCUGGGGACAAUUUAUAAGCCAGAAGUCUAUAUAACAUGCACAAAUCUGCCAAAUGUAAAAGACUUGCAAAGAAUUCCGGAGGUCUGUAAGGAAUCAAAGGAAAGAAAAUCUUCGCUACUUUGCAUGCUCUUAAUGACAAACUGGAAUUUCAUAAUACAGUUGCACAAAACCACUUUUCAGGUGUUAUAAUCUAAUUUACCAAUGACAUGUCUGUAUUUUAUUUCCUAUUUCCCAACUUGUUUCAGGGUCCAAAAGGAAGCUUACUGAAAACGUGAGGUAGUAAAAUGAGUGUUGGUGUGAACGGUAGCAGAAAAAAACAACGUUUCAUAUCCUUUAUUUGUCCAACAUUUAAUCAUCUGAUGAAAGAGGGAAUUGUCUGGAAUUAAAGUGAUCUCGAGGGAGGACGUUUUUAAAGCAGAAGAACUUUGUGGGACCAAGCAAUUCCAUUCCAGUUCUAUCAAACUUCCUGUGUCCAAAAUUAUGUGCCCCCCCACCAAAUAUGGGACAACCAUAUUUGAUGCUUAGUCUUGAUCUUCAAGCUUCCUCUUGCAUGGACUGAAUGAGGGUAGGCAGUUUAAAAGAGAAAUUGGAACAGUGAGUGACAAACUUGAUCUGAAUGGUACACCUCAAUAGUGAAAUUAGCAUAACGCACUGUGCUAAUACUUGUAUUAUUAUAACUGGAAAGUAGCAUGAGAGAUUCUUUUUUUCUUUCUGCAUAGCUAAUUAAGAAUAAUGAAGGUAACUAGAAAAUGAGGUCAUAUUUUAUAAAAAUAUGUGAUAAAGUGGAGAUAUUUGGACUUGAAAUUAUGUGAUACAAUCGGGGAAGAAAAUCCUUUAAAAAUUGGAAGUUCCAAUCCUACAGUGAGCUCCUAAGUGGAAAGACUACCUGAACAAAGCUCACUGCGAGAGCUAGGCUGGAGCUGGUAAAUGGACACUUCUUAGUCCUUUUUGCAGAGACAGAUUUGGUACUGUUGUAUGUGGCUUAUGUGUCUUAGUAAGGGUGGGUGCCACAAAUGUUAGUUGUCACUAGUUCAGGGAUUUGAUUGCACUUUUGCUUUUCUCGACUAUUAAGACACCCUAGACACAGUUGCUCUUCCCUCUUAGCGCCCUUCCUGCCGAAUUAUUUAACUAAAAAUAAACAAAAGAAAAUGUGAAAACUUAAAAGCUAAAGGGAGAAAAUGUAUUUAAUAUUGUCCGAAUAUAGCGACAUUGAAAUCUGCUGGCAGUCGGCCCAGCUCCACACUACAUCCAAAUUCAUUUUCUUUGGCUACUGACAUAUCAAGCAAUAACAUCAUGUCUUUUAUCCAGCGACUUGCAUGACGUUUUUGAAUUUCUUGUCGAGCUUAUAUCCUUUAAUUUUGAAACACUAAACUCAUACGUAACAGUCAGGUUUGAAUUUAUAUUAGCAUUAUAAAGCUAUCCAACAAAAAAUGAUCUUCAGAGAAGCUGGUGAUGUAGUUCUGGUACUAAAUGAGUUUAUACUCAGUUGAAUCCAGCUACCAAACAGAUCUGUGUAAGAACGGUGCCAUCGUUUUUCAUUCUCCAUCGUCAUCGCUCGUCACCUGCACAUCUGUGGUUAUCACGUUUUAAAAGGGCUUUAUGUAAGAAAAACAAAACAAAGAAACAAAAAAAAACAAACCACGAAAACCAACAAAAAAUUAAAUAUAUAUAUAUAUGAUGGAAUUUUAAUUUUUCUAAGUAUUUUAAAAUAAAUAACACAAUUAUGUGAGUUUAUGUAUUAAUACAGCGAUAACAAAAAUGCCAGGAAUGACACUGGCGUUGUUUGGAUUUUAAUUACAGAAUGGAACAGUUCCUUGUAAUAACACUUGUAUAGUAAAGGAAUAAAACACUAACUUAAUGAACGCGUUCAUUGUAAAUGGUUGUGUAUUAUAAGGCUUCUCCAAAAGAGUUUGUAUGUUUAUGAAAACUUAUUUGUUUCACCUGAAGAUCUUGAUGAUGUGGUUCUUAACCCUAACAGAAUUUAAAACUCACGUUCACACUUUUUAUAUAAAAAAUAGUAAUAAGUCUAAUUAUGUAACUAAGUAUUUUUAUAAAGUAUGGCAUUGUUGAACUGUUUUGCAGAAUUGGUUCGAAAUAAAUUUCUCCUUGAUUGCA